Messenger RNA from Rhincodon typus (whale shark), 1527 nucleotides. RefSeq names its product probable G-protein coupled receptor 139. The coding region runs from base 1 to 1527 and encodes 508 amino acids. The record is from RefSeq and is a predicted model, not a curated record. Gene Ontology annotation, cellular component: membrane. Gene Ontology annotation, molecular function: G protein-coupled receptor activity. NCBI's taxonomy places the organism in Eukaryota, Metazoa, Chordata, Chondrichthyes, Orectolobiformes, Rhincodontidae. Gene Ontology annotation, biological process: G protein-coupled receptor signaling pathway. The transcript is spliced from 6 exons.
AUGGGAUAUCCAAUUGUGUGGCAAAUAGAAGAUAUUUUCUAUCCUCUUAUUUCAGCCAUUGGUGUUCCUGUUAACUUGGUGGCCAUAAUAAUCCUGUCCCGAGGAAAGUGUGGACUCUCCAAGUGCAUCACUCAUUACUUGAUUGGAAUGGCAGUGGCUGAUCUCCUCGUCGUUGUCUUUGAUGCCAUAUUGUGGAUCACUGUUCCGAUUUAUUUACCAAAUUCAUUCGUGAAACUUACUCCCAUGUGCAGUCUUUUUUCUGCCUUGGGGUCAGCAGCCACAGUGAUUUCUGUCUGGCUCACAGUCACGUUCACUUUUGACCGUUUUGUGGCCAUUUGCUAUGAGAGAUUGAAAACAAAAUUUUGCACCGAGAGAACUGCAGCAGCAUUUAUAGGGACCGUGACCGUGCUGGGCUGCUUGGAGUCUCUACCCUGGUACUUUAUAUAUGAACCACGGUACAUCAUUAAUAAUCUUCCAUGGGGUUGCAUCCAGAAAUCGAGUUAUUUCAGUUCCCCUGCAUGGGCUGCAUUUCAAAUGAUUAACUACAUUUUAACCCCUUGUGUGCCGUUCUUUCUGAUCUUGCUGUUCAAUGUGCUGACAGUCAGGCGUAUUUUAGUGAGCAGUCAAAUCCGUAGGGGUCUCCGUGGCCAAAGAAGUGAAGAGAAACACAAGGAUGUGGAGAUGGAAAACCGGUGGAAAUGCAUCAUUUUGCUUUUCAGUAUAUCAGGCAGUUUUGUGCUGUUGUGGGUGACCAAAGUUGUGUAUAAUAUUUAUUCACGUAUUAGAGAUAUCAAACUUUAUGCAUCCUACACAGACCCUUGCUUUAUCACAGAUCGCGCAGCAAAGAUGCUGCAAGUGCUCAGCUCCUGCACCAACACGUGUAUUUAUGUUGUGAGCCAGGCUGAAUUCAGGAAAGAGCUGAAGAAUGCAAUGACGUACCCCUUCAAGCAAUUCAUUAAAUUAUGGAACUGGGGCUCCCACACAAGGCUGUCAGGCAAGGAGUUGCAGGAUUCUGUUCCAUCAAUACUGAAGAAUCGAAUUCCUGAAGAUGUCUACACACUUCCUGCGUCACAGCUGCACAGACUAAAUGUUGAUGUUGAGGAUGAUGAUGAUAUGGACUUCUCCCUUGAUAUCACAAAGACCAAAACACACCAGAGACAAAACAGUGAACAGACAGCAGCUGGAGCUACUAUCAUGGAAGUCAAGACAGGUAACCUUGAGAAUGGAGUUGCUGGAGUUUCCCCAACUGUUUCAUCUCUGUGGAGUGAGGCAAAGCCCAUGCUGCCAUACCUGCUGAGAUGUCUCGAACAAUUCCUGUUGGAGUCUAACGAUGGUAGAUCUCGUACCCAGCAUGCUGCCCGGUGCAGAAACCGUCCUAUCAUUUUCACCAUGCAGCUGGAUGUGCGCAUGCGCGCUGGGGCGGCGGUCCAGAGCAUGCGCAAUGUCAUUUCGAUCCCAGCCGCCUGGGGAAGAACUUUGGCCAACAUCCAGACUGGAGAGACGCAAGGCACCAUGGAGACGCCCUGA